UGGGAUAUAGAACUAGCAGCAAGUGUGCCCCGUACUUGCCAUCUCUGAUAUAGUCUAUUAAUGGGAAAGAGCUAAGAUGUUUUAACCUUGGACAGCUUGAAGCACGUGCAUUUUAAUUUGAGAUUCUAUCGUUUCUUCCUCUUUCAUAUUUCUUCUCGAAUGCCUGCUUUACUACAGAAGAAAUGGCCAAACGCACCUUCUCCACUUUGGAGUGGCUCCUAAUUUUCCUCCUUGUGAUGAUGACUGCUAUCACAGUGGCCCUUCUCAGCCUAUUGUUUACCACCAGUCGGACCAUUGGAAACCAUAAAGCCACCCAAAACCAUCCACCCACCCAGGGCUCCACCACUACUCAAGCUCCUCCAGUGACUUACACCUCGGAGCCUCCAUUCUUUCAGAACGUCAGUGGCUACAGUAUUGGUCGUGGGCGAGCUGACUGCACAGGACAAGUAUCAGAUAUCAAUUUGAUGGGCUAUAGCAAAGCUGGCCAGAAUGCACAGGGCAUCCUCACGAGGUUGUAUAGUCGUGCCUUCAUCAUGGCGGAACUUGAUGGGUCAAAUCGAGUUGUGUUUGUCAGCAUUGACAUAGCCAUGGUGUCCCAAAGACUCAGGCUGGAGGUUCUGAAAAGACUGGAGAGUAAAUAUGGCUCCCUGUACAGAAGAGACAAUGUUAUCCUGAGUGGCACUCAUACACACUCUGGUCCAGCAGGCUUCUUCCAGUAUACUAUAUUCAUAAUUGCCAGUGAAGGAUUUAGCAAUAGAACUUUUGAGUACAUGGUCAACGGCAUCAUAAAGAGCAUUGACAUAGCACAUGCAAAUAUGAAACCAGGCAAAAUCUUUAUCAAUAAAGGAAAUGUGGAUGGUGUACAGAUCAACCGAAGCCCUUACUCUUAUCUUCAGAAUCCACUAUCAGAGAGAGCAAGGUAUUCUUCAAAUACAGAUAAAGAAAUGGUAGUUUUGAAAAUGGUAGAUCUGAAUGGACAGGACCUGGGUGUCAUCAGCUGGUUUGCCAUCCACCCAGUCAGCAUGAACAACAGCAACCAUCUUGUAAAUAGUGACAAUAUGGGCUAUGCAUCUUACCUUUUUGAGCAAGAGAUGAACAGAGGACAUCUACCUGGAGAGGGACCAUAUGUAGCAGCUUUCGCUUCAUCAAACCUAGGAGAUGUGUCCCCCAACAUUCGCGGCCCACAUUGCAUCAACACCGGAGAGUCCUGUGAGAACUUCAAUAGCUCUUGUCGCAUUGGCGGGCCCAGCAUGUGCAUUGCUACGGGACCUGGAAAGGAUAUGCUUGACAGUACACAAAUUAUAGGACGAUCCAUUUAUCAGAGAGCCAAGGCACUCUAUGACUCUGCCUCCCAGGAGGUAACUGGACCGCUGGCUUCAGCUCACCAGUGGGUGAAUAUGACGGAUGUCACUGUCUGGCUCAAUUCCACAUACACAGUAAAAACCUGUAAACCAGCAUUGGGCUACAGCUUUGCAGCCGGCACAAUCGAUGGAGUUGGAGUCCUCAGUUUCACACAGGGGAAAACAGAAGGGGAUCCUUUUUGGGACAUCAUUCGGGACCAACUCAUGGGCCAGCCAUCUGAAGAAAUCAAAAAAUGUCAUAAACCAAAGCCAAUCCUUCUUCACACUGGUGAGCUGACAAAACCUCACCCUUGGCACCCAGAUAUUGUUGAUGUUCAGCUUAUUACUCUUGGGUCUUUGGCCAUAUCUGCCAUCCCAGGGGAAUUUACGACCAUGUCUGGACGAAGACUUCGGGAGGCUGUUCAAGCAGAAUUUGCAUCUUACGGGAUGCAGAAUAUGACUGUUGUUAUUUCGGGUCUAUGCAAUGUUUAUACACAUUACAUUACCACCUAUGAAGAAUACCAGGUUCAGAGGUAUGAGGCAGCAUCUACUAUUUAUGGGCCACAUACUCUGUCUGCUUACAUCCAGCUCUUCAGAGGCCUUGCUAAGGCCAUUGCUACGGACACGGUAGCCAACCUGAGCAGAGGUCCAGAGCCUCCGUUUUUCACAAAACUGAUAACCCCUUUAAUUCUUAAUACUGUGGAUAGAACACCAGCAGGCAAAAAUUUUGGGGAUGUUCUACAGCCAGCAAAACGAGAAUACAGAGUGGGAGAAGUUGCUAAAGUUACAUUUGUAGGUGCAAACCCAAAGAAUUCAGCAGAAAACCAGACUCAUCACACCUUCCUCACUGUGGAGAAAUACGAGGCCACGUCAGCCUUGUGGCAGGUAGUGCAUAAUGACGCCUCCUGGGAGACUCGUUUUUAUUGGCACAAGGGAUUACUGGGCCAGAGCAGUGCAACAAUAGAAUGGUAUAUUCCGGCCACUGCCCAGCGUGGAAUUUACAGAAUAAAAUACUUUGGACACAAUCGGAAACAGGAUAUUCUCAAGCCUGCAGUCAUGCUUUCAUUUGAAGGCACUUCUUCUGCUUUUGAAGUUGUAUCUACUUAG
Messenger RNA from Trichechus manatus latirostris (Florida manatee), 2447 nucleotides. RefSeq names its product N-acylsphingosine amidohydrolase 2 (gene ASAH2). Gene Ontology annotation, molecular function: N-acylsphingosine amidohydrolase activity. Lineage: Eukaryota; Metazoa; Chordata; Mammalia; Sirenia; Trichechidae. Gene Ontology annotation, biological process: long-chain fatty acid biosynthetic process; ceramide catabolic process; sphingosine biosynthetic process. Gene Ontology annotation, cellular component: extracellular region. The transcript is spliced from 20 exons. Bases 183 to 2447 code for a protein of 754 amino acids. The record is from RefSeq and is a predicted model, not a curated record.